AUGCUGAGAGGUCGAUUCCAAGACACCGCAUCAAAGAAAUCUGCACCGAGAGCGCCGAAACUCAAGGAGAGGCCCCGAGCCCCGUACUGGAGUGCAGGAUUCGUUGCAGAACUAGCCGUGUCUCUCAGCAAAGCGACAAUCUCGAACCCCCUUGUCCUGGAAAACUUUGUCAGCGUGCUGCACGCCCCCGGCAAGAUGCUUUCCGUCUCUUCCCUUCUUAACCCAUCGCCUCCAGGGCCACUUCCUACCCCUCGGUUCCUCCCAAGUCCUGCAAUGUCCUCGCCGGGAACUUGCUACUCAGACAGAGAUCAAUCACCGUAUCUCGACCGAACCACCGUUCCAAAGCUCAAGAUGACCAAGGACCCAUCUACAGUGUCCAAGUACAAGCCCCGUGGAGUAAUCAAAUACUUUCCCUUCGAGAACUUUGACGAACUAUCCCGCUGCGAGGUCCAUCGCUUUCGUGUUUCGCCUUUUGGUCGUAUCCAGGAGUCAUGUGCCCACAUUCCCUACAACAGCGGCAAGAAGGAUUUCUUCGAGAAGACAGGACGGGAGAGCUUUGAAGUCUUCAAGUACGAGUUCAAGGUCCCUGGAGAGGACAACGAUUUCACCGUCAUGUGGGACUACAACGUCGGUCUUGUUCGCAUGACCCCGUUUUUCAAGUGUUGCAAGUAUUCCAAGACUGUUCCGGCCAAGAUGCUGAGCCUCAAUCCUGGCCUCAAGGACAUCACUCACAGCAUCACGGGAGGCGCAAUAGCAGCUCAAGGAUACUGGAUGCCCUAUGAAUGUGCCAAGGCAGUGUGUGCCACGUUCUGCUACAACAUUGCCGGGGCUCUGAUUCCCAUCUUUGGCCCAUCGUUUCCGUCCAUGUGCGUCCCGCCGGGCUCUCCAGAGUACCAACGCAUGGUGAUUGACCAUCGAAUUGUCGAAGACGCCAUCAAAGACGCUGACCGGUCACGAAAAGUACAGCACCACGCUCCACCUCCUAUCGGGCUCAAACACAUGUCUGAUAUUGAACGACGGCCGAUGCGACCUCUUCGUGACGACAGAAGACUCCGACUCAACACAACUCGCCUCAUGAGCCCGUACAGCGAUACCGAUGGAGAGGGAAACCGCUCGUGCCCGGACUCGGCUUCCAGUAACAGCUCAGACGGCAUCAGCUACGGCUAUGGAUAUCACCAGGCUCCGGCACGACCCUCUCAGCCACCGACCUCUGGAUGGGUGGCCGCAAACCGUCCAGAACCGUACCGCUUGGCCGAUGAGAGUUACCGCACACCUCAUCCAUACCUCAGCGCCGUCCCCCGCUUCACCCCCCUGAACAGACACACGCCAACUCCCCGUCCAUCGUGGGCGCAAAAACGCCCCAUCGAUCACGACGACGGCGAUGACGGCCGUGGCAGUAGCGAGAGUAGCCAGCUCAGCAGCCCUUCACUCAGCUUGCUGUCCGAACGACGGAGGGAAGAAGAGUCGGACGCCGAGAUUGCCGAACAGAAUGCAGCGCUGGGCCUCAUGACGCUCAAGACGGCGUCUCGGAAGGAGUCUGGGUACCAGAGCGAUUUUGACAGCUCCGAUUCGCACCGUACCAAGCGACGACGGGCCACGUCUGCGUGA
Messenger RNA from Colletotrichum orchidophilum, 1608 nucleotides. Its product is annotated as APSES transcription factor Xbp1. Lineage: Eukaryota; Fungi; Ascomycota; Sordariomycetes; Glomerellales; Glomerellaceae. Gene Ontology annotation, molecular function: transcription regulator activity; DNA binding. Gene Ontology annotation, cellular component: SBF transcription complex; MBF transcription complex. The coding region runs from base 1 to 1608 and encodes 535 amino acids. The record is from RefSeq and is a predicted model, not a curated record. The transcript has 5 exons.